AUGAAACAAAUAGGCGAACAAAUUAACUGGUCAGACAAGGAAAUUAUAAGAGCUAUGGAAUAUAAAUUAAAAGAUACAGCAAAAUCGUACUAUUUUGCGCUUAGGGACGAUGACAAACCAGCAUUGGUAGAAGGUAUAAGAAAAUGGUUAAAGAGCGUGUUCGGUAAAAGGACUAAUUUUCAAAAAGCCAAGAUGGAGCUUGCAACUUCUAAAAGAAAACCGGACGAAACCCUAGGUGCGUUCGCACAAAGGUUAAAAAUGACAGCCAAUAAUAUCUUUCCUAAGGAAAUCACAAACGAACAGAGAAUUUACAGAGAUGCACUAAUUGCAGAACAAUUUGUAAACGGGUUAGACACACGUUUAACCAACAAGAUUUUAGCGGUGGGUGUUUUUCUUAAGCUAGAAGACGCCCUUGGAGUAGCACAAAGGAAAGAAAACAUUGUAGAUAGGCUAAAACUUAGCCAGCCAGAGGAUCUGGACGAGGUAGGGAAAUUGCAAGGUACAACAAAAAUCGCCGUAACUACAAUAGCGAAGAGGACGAUAAUUAUAAUCACAAUCGUAGGCGUGAUAGUAGAGAGCACGGUUAUGACAGAAAUACCCGCUUUGAUAGAUAUAGCAGUCGUGAUCAAAGUUAUGGGAGCAACGAGCGUAAUAGGAGUCGCGAGAGAAGCGGCCGAGAUCGAAGCCAAGAAAGGUAUGCCCGCGACCGUAGCAACAGCAGGGGCGGCCUUGAUCGUAGUUACGAUAGGAACAAUCGCGGUUAUGAUAGAAAUAAUUUCGAUCGUGGUGUUGCAAGUGGAAUCCGGGAUAUGA
This is a messenger RNA of Brassicogethes aeneus, 813 nucleotides long. Lineage: Eukaryota; Metazoa; Arthropoda; Insecta; Coleoptera; Nitidulidae. The record is from the annotation of a GenBank genome assembly.